This is a messenger RNA of Magnolia sinica, 1410 nucleotides long. RefSeq lists its product as uncharacterized. Lineage: Eukaryota; Viridiplantae; Streptophyta; Magnoliopsida; Magnoliales; Magnoliaceae. The record is from RefSeq and is a predicted model, not a curated record. Bases 148 to 1113 code for a protein of 321 amino acids. The transcript has 9 exons.
AAAAAUAAAAGACACGUUCGACCCCAUCUCAGUACAUCAACACCAAAAAAUUUGACAGAUCCACCCAAGAAAUCUCGAUUCGAUUCCAGAAAUUUUCAUCACAAAACCCUAACCUUACUUGAGAGAUCAGCUCUUCCUCAGGAAGAGAUGGAGAGGAUUGUUGCGGUUUUUGUGGCGCUUUUGUUGGCUGUGGCGCAAAUUUCAUGUGGAUUUUCAUCUCCAACCACAGCUCCUGCAUUUCUGUGGUCUUCUUACCAUGAUGGGUCGUCAGUUAAUAACGUGGAGGACAUUAUUAAUUACCAAACCAUCUCGCCAAAGGAUUUAGCUAAGACUGUUCUGUCUAAAGGGGGAUGGUCAAACAUAUUGUGCUCUGGAGAGAAUGUUGAGCAGCCUGUGGAUAUUGCACUCGUUUUUAUUGGUAGGAAGUUGGAAUCUUCAGAUAUUACGAAAAAUAAACACGCUGAACGAGGUCUUGUAGACUUGCUCAAGGUGUCAUUCAUGAGUUCCAACUUUUCUAUGGCAUUUCCAUAUGUCGCCGUAUCAGAGGAAAAGGAGACCAUGGAAAAAUCUUUGAUCUCAGCGUUUACUGAAAAUUGUGGGGAUCACUUAGUGAACGAUAUUGCUUUCUUGGAGUCGUGUUCUGUAGAGGGUGAUGACCUUAAGAAGCUCACAGGCCUCCAUUCAGUACAUGAGUAUGUAGGUUCAAGGAUGCAAAUGAAGCAGAAGGGGCAGACAGGUUUGGUUGUGUUCUGCAGUGGAGGCUCCCAGUCUUCUGAAGGAUCUGACCGUACACAAUCAGAGGGCGAGAUUUUCUCUGAACUAAUUACUUCUCUGAAGCAGUCUGGUGCAACGUACACUGUUCUGUAUGCUUCAGAUCCAUAUAGAUUGCUUCGUUAUCCUUCUCAACGAGCUUUGGACAGGUUUCUUGCUGAAGGCACCCUGGGACAUGAUCCUGCCAAUUCAACCCGUUGUGAUGGAGUUUGCCAGAUUAAGUCAUCACUUUUGGAAGGAGUUUUUGUUGGGAUUGUUCUGCUUAUAAUCCUACUAUCAGGACUAUGUUGUAUGAUGGGUAUUGACUCUCCGACGAGGUUUGAGACUGCACAAGACUCUUGAUGUGCAGAUUCCUCAGGAAUUUGGAACCGAGUCUACCACAGCACUCGAGGCAUAUCAGUAAUAGGUUCGAAUGGGGCUGUAAUGUAAUCAUAUAUCAUUCGUUUUCUUGUCUUGUUGUAGGCGCCUUUUCAUUUCUACUCAAUAAACCACCACCACCACCUGAGAGGGGCUAUGCCAGUUAUAACAGUAUUUCUUCUUCUUCAAGGGCCUCUUAUGUUGGUAAAUUGAGCAUGGUAGUGUUAGGCCCGAAGUAUGUUUUGGAGUUUUUGACAGAAAUGUACUUGUUAUGUUGAUUGA